GCUGCACUUGAACGCAGCAGCAGCCACUCUUUUCUCUGUGAGUUCAGAAAAAAAACUUUAGACCAAGUUCAGGCUGCAGCGAGGAAACACCGAGGACACACCGAGGACACGAGACACGAGACACGGCCAGCUUUCUGUCCCACAGAGUCUGACGAAGAGUCCAGAGGAACCUGCAGAGAUGCCGGUCACAGAGAAGGACCUGGCCGAGGACGCGCCCUGGAAGAAGAUCCAGCAGAACACCUUCACGCGCUGGAUCAACGAGCACCUGAAAUGCGUCAACAAGCGGAUCGGGGACCUGCAGCUGGACCUGGGCGACGGCCUGAGGCUGAUCGCGCUACUGGAGGUCCUGAGCCAGAAGAAGAUGUUCAGAAAGUAUCACUCCAGGCCAAACUUCAGGCAGAUGAAGCGAAACGUGUCGGUGGCGCUGGAGUUCCUCGAGAAGGAGAACAUCAAGCUGGUCUCCAUCGACUCUAAAGCCAUCGUGGAUGGGAACCUGAAGCUGAUCCUGGGUCUGAUCUGGACUCUCAUUCUGCACUACUCCAUCUCCAUGCCCAUGUGGGAGGGCGAGGAUGCAGAGUCGGAGUCAAAGACACCCAAACAGCGCCUGCUGGGCUGGAUCCAACACAAAGUCCCCGAUCUGCCGAUUACCAACUUCAGCCAAGACUGGAGGAGCGGCAAGGCGCUGGGAGCACUGGUUGACAGCUGUGCACCAGGUUUGUGUCCCGACUGGGAGACCUGGGAUCCAGUCAAACCAGUAGAAAACGCCACUGAAGCCAUGCAGCUGGCCGACGACUGGCUGGGCAUCCCGCAGGUGAUCGCUCCAGAGGAGAUCAUUGACCCCAGUGUGGACGAACAGUCGGUGAUGACCUACCUGUCUCAGUUCCCCAAAAACAAACUGAAGCCUGGUGCUCCACUCAAACCCAAACUCAACCCCAAGAAGGCCAGAGCAUACGGACCAGGUAUCGAACCAACGGGAAACAGGGUUCUGCGUCCUGCCGUGUUCACAGUGGACGCCUUCAGUGCCGGUCAGGGUCAGGUGACCGUCUACCUGGAUCACCCGGACGGCACCAGAGAGGAACUGAAGGCCGAGCCGAACGAGGGCAAGAAGACAUACAGCGUCACCUACAUCCCUCAGGUCGUUGGACUUCACAAAGUGACAGUGAUGUUUGCAGGACAGCAGAUUCCUAAAAGUCCGUUCGAGGUCACCGUGGACAAAUCUCUUGGCGACGCCACCAAAGUCACAGCAAAAGGCCCAGGGAUUGAACCUGUGGGCAUCGUCGCCAACAAACCCACUCACUUUGACAUCUACACAGCAGGAGCGGGUACCGGAGAUGUGACGGCCAUGAUCAGAGACCCUGCAGGCCGUCAGAACAGCGUGGAGGUGAUGAUGGAGGAUAAGGGCGACAGCGUGUACCGCUGCACCUACAAACCGACGCAGGCCGGACCACACGCUGUCACCGUCACCUUUGGAGGGGUUGGGAUCCCCAAGAGCCCCUUCAACGUGGACGUGGGGCCUGCUUGCAUGCCCGGAGCGUGCAGGGCGACCGGGCGGGGUCUCCAGCCGUCAGGACUGAGGGUGAAGCAGGUCGGAGACUUCAAGGUGGACACCAGGAACGCCGGCAGUGGAGACCUGAAGGUUCUCGUCAAAGGACCCAAGGGCACCGAGGAGCCGGUGAAGCAGAUCUCCAGUAAGGACGCCGUGUUCUUGUACGAGUAUAACCCCAAAGCUCCGGGCAAGUACACCGUGACCAUCACCUGGGGGGGUCAGCCCAUCCCUAAGAGCCCGUUUGAAGUGACUGUGGGUCGGGAGGCGGGGCCUCAGCAGAUUAGGGCCUGGGGUCCAGGUCUGGAGGGAGGCGUUGUGGGUAAACCUGCUGCCUUUGUGGUAGAGUCCGUCGGCACAGAUGUGGGGGUGCUGGGUUUUGCCAUUGAGGGACCGUCCCAGGCUAAGAUUGAGUGUGAUGACCGUAACGACGGCUCCUGCGACGUCCGUUACUGGCCGACCGAGCCUGGUGAAUACGCCGUCCACGUGACCUGUGACGAGGAGGAUAUCGAACACAGCCCCUACAUGGCGCUCAUCGUCCCUGACGACAACUCCAGUGACCAAGACAAGGUCAAAGCUUACGGGCCGGGAGUCGAGAAGACCGGCUGCCUUGUCAACCAACCGGCUGAGUUCACUGUCAGUGCUAAGGAUGCUGGGAAAGGACCUCUGAAGAUCACAGCUCUGGACGGAGAAGGAGUCCCCGUGGAGGUGAAGGUGAGGAGUAAAAGUGAUGGCCUGUACUCCUGCGCCUACACGCCCACCUCUUCUCUCAAACACACCGUGUCCGUCGCCUGGGGAGGAGUCAGCAUCCCCGACAGCCCCUUCAGGGUAAAUGUGGGCAAAGGCAGCCACCCCAAGCUGGUGAAGGUGUUCGGUCCAGGAGUGGAGGCGACCGGACUGAAGGCCAACGAGCCCACACACUUCACAGUGGACUGUUCUGGAGCUGGAGACGGUGAUGUCAGCGUGGGCAUUAAGUGUGAAGCCAACAUGGUUGGUGAUAAAGAGGCUGACGUGGACUUUGACAUCAUCCCCAACGCCAACGACACGUUCACCGUCAAAUACGUCCCUCCUGCUGCUGGAAGACUCACCAUCAAAGUCCUGUUCACUGAUAAGGAAGUUCCUCAGAGCCCCUUCAGCGUAAAAGUCGAUCCUUCCCACGAUGCAUCCAAAGUGAAAGCGGAGGGUCCUGGACUGUCUCGCACCGGUAUCGAGAGCGGUAAGCCCACUCACUUCACAGUGCUGACCAAAGGAGCGGGUAAAGCACCGCUGGAUGUUACCUUCUCCACCCCCGUCAAAGACUUUGACGUCAUCGACAACUAUGACUACUCCCAGACUGUCAAAUACACACCUGCACAACAGGGCGAGAUGGCGAUCUCAGUGAAGUUUGGAGGAGAUCCCAUCGCCAAGAGCCCCUUCAAGGUUGACAUCGCUGCUCCGCUGGAUCUGAACAAGGUCAACGUGGACAACAUGGAAGGAAGAGUGGAGGUGAAUCAGGAGCAGCAGUUCAUGGUGGACACAAAGGGUGCAGGAGGUCAGGGUCAGCUGGAGGUGGCAGUGAUGAGUCCCAGUCAGCAGGCCGUCCCCUGUAAGGUCGAGCCUCAGCGCGGUAAACCUGGCGUCAGUCAGGUCCGGUACACUCCCACAGAGGAGGGGGCCCAUGCUGUCAAUGUGACCUACGACGGACACCCAAUCCCAGGGAGCCCCUUCCCUGUGGAGGCCCAGCUGCCUCCAGACCCGAGCAAGGUGAGGGCAUCCGGUCCCGGUCUGAAGGGAGGUCUGGUUGGAAACCCAGCAGAGUUUACCAUCGACACAAAGGGUGCCGGCACGGGAGGUCUGGGUCUGACGGUGGAGGGGCCGACUGAGGCCAAGAUCGAAUGUUCGGACAACGGAGACGGGACCUGCUCUGUCUCCUACCUGCCCACCGAGCCCGGAGACUACCUGGUUAACAUCCUGUUUGAGGAGGUCCACAUCCCAGGCUCGCCUUUCAAAGCCGACAUCCAGAUGCCCUUUGACCCCUCCAAGGUGGUGGCAUCUGGGUCAGGCCUGAAGAGAGCGAAGGUUGGGGAGACCUGUGUGCUGAAUGUGGACUGUUCCCGGGCCGGACCAGGAGAACUGGACCUGGAGGCAGCAUUGGACACCCCGCCAUCCAGUCCCACUGGUUCUUCUCCUCGAUCAGGUGUCAAAGCAAAGACCGAGGUCCUGGACAACAAAGACGGGACCUACACGGUGACCUACGUCCCCCUGUCCUCUGGCAUGUACACGCUGCGGCUGAAGUACGGAGGCAAGGCCGUACCCGGGUUCCCCGCUAAAGUCAUGGCUGAUCCUGCCGUCGACACCUCGAAGAUCAAAGUGUUCGGACCAGGCGUGGAGGGGAAAGCUGUUUUCAGAGAAGCCACCACAGAGUUCACGGUGGAUGCCCGUCCUCUGUCUCGACGAGGAGGAGACCACGUGAAGGCGGAGGUAAAGAACCCAUCCGGAGCGCUGACAGAUUGUGUUGUCAAAGACAAUGGCGACGGGACCUACGGCGUCGAGUACACGCCUUUUGAGAAUGGAGCUCACAGCAUCCAGGUUCUGUAUGACGAAACCCCGAUUCCAAAGAGCCCGUUCAAGGUUUCUGUGUCGGAGGGAUGUGACCCCAGCAGGGUGGUGGCUACAGGCCCCGGACUCCAACAAGCCCUGACCGAAAAACCAAACAACUUCGACAUCGUCACCAGGGGGGCAGGUAUCGGUGGUCUCGGCAUCACCGUGGAGGGUCCUUCAGAGUCGAAGAUGUCCUGCAAAGACAACAAAGAUGGCAGCUGCAGCGUGGAGUACGUGCCCUUCACACCAGGCCUUUACGACGUCAACAUCACGUACGGAGGAGAGCACAUCCCCGGAAGCCCUUUCAAGGUCACAGUGUCAGACAUGGUUGACCCCAGUAAGGUCAAGGUGUCCGGUCCAGGAGUGGGGUCAGGGGUCAGAGCUGACAUCCCACAGUCCUUUGCGGUGGACUGCAGGAAGGCGGGCGUGGCUCCUUUGUCUGUAGCCGUCACUGGUCCCAAAGGUGUUGCGGUGCCCGUGGUGGUGAAAGACAACAAGGACGGGACUUACGCUGCGUCGUACAAGCCGACCGUGGAGGGGCCGCACUCUGUGGUUGUCAAGUACGCAGAUGGGGAGGUCCCCGGCAGUCCCUUCAAGUUUCGGGUUCUGCCGACUCACGAUGCCAGCAAAGUGCGAGCCAGCGGUCCCGGGCUAACGACAGGCGUCCCCGCCAGCUUCCCUGUAGAAUUCAACAUUGACGCCAAGGACGCUGGCCAGGGUCAACUGAGCGUGCUCAUCACCGACCCGGAUGGUAAACCGAAGCAGCCCACCAUCCAUGACAACCUGGACGGUACUUAUCGGGUGUCUUACAUCCCUGACCGUACAGGCAGGUACACCAUUGUGAUUAAGUAUGGCGGCGACGACAUCCCUGCAUCGCCCUACAGAGUCCGAGCCGCAGCGAGCGGAGACGCCAGCAAGUGCACCGUCACCGGUCCUGGUGUGGGUCCUACGGUGGCCAUCGGCGAGGAGCUGGGCCUUGUGGUAAACGCGAAGGGUGCCGGGAAAGGGAAGGUGAGCUGCGUGGUGGUUCAGCCCGACGGCAGCGAGGUGGAGGCAGAGGUGCUGGAAAACGAGGACGGCACCUUCGACAUCUUCUACACUGCACCGGCGCCCGGGAACUACGUUAUCUAUGUGCGCUUCGGAGGAGAGAACAUCCCGCGCAGUCCCUUCAAAGUCAUGGCGACUGAUGAGGUACCCAUGAUGAAAGAGACGGCUCUUCAGCAAACGGCCGGCCCCCCUGGAGCUGGCUUCCAGCCCUGGGUGACGUCAGACAGACUGGAGGCAAACAGGAGCAGCGUUAACGGGAGCGGCUUCAGACCGUUUGACAUGGUCAUACCUUUCGCCUUCAGGAAGGGAGAGAUCACAGGUGAGGUGCUGAUGCCUUCGGGGAAAUCAGCUCAGCCGCUGAUCACAGACAACAUGGACGGGACAGUCACAGUACAGUACUCGCCCACUGAGGCCGGCCUGCACGAGAUGCACAUCAAAUACAACGGCACACACAUCCCAGAGUCUCCCCUCCAGUUCUACGUCAAUCACUCCAGUAGUGCUAAUGUCACAGCCUACGGUCCUGGUUUGAGCUACGGCAUCGCCAAUAAGAUGGCCACGUUCACUGUCUUCACAGAUGACGCCUCUGAAGGCGGUCUGGACCUGGCGAUCGAGGGUCCAUCCAAAGCAGAGAUCAGCUGUGUGGACAACAAGGAUGGAACAUGCAGUGUCAGCUACCUGCCCACUCUGCCCGGAGACUACAAUAUCCUGGUCAAGUACAACGAAGAUCACAUUGCAGGCAGCCCGUUCACCGCCAGGAUCACCCCGGAUAACCAGCGCCGCUCCCAGGUGAAACUGGGCUCCGCUGCAGAUUUCUCUCUGGAUAUCAGCGAGACCGAUCUGAGCCUGCUGAGCGCCAGCAUCAAGGCGCCAUCCGGCCGAGAUGAGCCCUGCCUGCUGAAGAGGAUGGCCAACAACCACAUCGGUAUCUCCUUCAUCCCCCGGGAGGUGGGGGAGCACAAAGUCAGCAUCCUGAAGAACGGCCUCCACAUCCCCAACAGUCCCAUCACCAUCAUGGUCGUCCAGUCUGAGAUCGGCGACGCCAGCGCCGUCAGAGCUCACGGAGACGGCCUCGUCCAGGGAACAACUUUCACCGACACCAGCUUCGUGGUCGACACGAGGGAUGCUGGUUAUGGGGGUCUAGCUCUGUCUAUAGAAGGACCCAGUAAAGUGGACAUCCAGACAGAGGACAUAGAGGACGGGACAUGUGGAGUCACAUACUGUCCGACUGAACCGGGGAACUACAUUGUCUCGAUCCGCUUCUCAGAGGAACAUGUUCCAGGAAGUCCGUUCACAGUGCGGGUAACAGGUGAGGGUCGUAUCCGGGAGAGCAUCAUCCGAAAACAGAAAGCAGCUUCAGUCGCCAGCGUGGGGAGUGUGUGUGACCUCAGUCUGAAGAUACCAGCGAUCGACAUGAAGGACGUCACCGCUGAGGUCACCAACCCCUCCGGAGCCGGGCAGCCGGCCGAGCUGGUGGCUGCAGGUAACGACACCUACUGCGUGCGCUUCGUUCCCACAGAGAUGGGUGUGCACAGUGUGAGUGUGAAGUACAAGGGUGUGCACGUGCCCGGAAGCCCUUUCCAGUUCACCGUGGGGCCGCUGGGAGAGGGCGGGGCCGCCAAAGUGAAAGCGGGAGGUCCAGGACUGGAGGGAGCGCUGGCAGGGGAGCCAGCUGAGUUCAGUAUCUGGACGAGAGAGGCAGGAGCUGGUGGUCUGGCUAUCGCAGUAGAAGGACCCAGCAGGGCGGAAAUCUCCUUUGAGGACCGCAAAGACGGAUCCUGUGGGGUCUCUUACAUCGCCCAGGAGCCUGGUGAUUAUGAGGUUUCUGUGAAGUUCAACGAGCAGCACAUUCCCGACAGCCCGUACCUGGUUCCCGUCGUUGCUCCAGCGAAUGACGCUCGCCGCCUCACUGUUACCGGCCUUCAGGAGUCUGGUCUGAAGGUGAAUCACCCAGCAUCCUUUGCAGUGCGUCUAAACGGAGCAAAGGGAAAGAUGACAGCCAAAGUCCACAGUCCCUCUGGAGCGCUGGAGGAGUGUGCCGUCACUGAGCUGGAGAAAGACAAGUAUGCCGUGCGGUUCAUCCCCAGGGAGAACGGCAUCCACACCAUCGAUGUCAAGUUCAACGGGUCGCAUAUACCAGGAAGUCCUUUCCAGGUCAGAGUCGGAGAACCAGGACAGACAGGAGAGCCUGGUCUGGUUUCAGCCUAUGGAGCUGGACUGGAGAGAGGCACAACAGGUAAUCAGUCGGAGUUCAUCAUCAACAACACUAAGGCAGGCCCCGGGGCCCUGGGCGUAACCAUCGAGGGUCCAUCCAAAGUAAAGAUGGACUGCCAGGAGGUCCCAGAGGGUUACAAGGUUCACUACACUCCCAUGGCACCUGGAAACUACCUGAUCAGUGUCAAAUACGGGGGGCCGAACCACAUCAGUGGUAGUCCCUUUAAGGCGACAGUAACAGGUCAACGUCUGGUGAACGUGACCAAUGCCAGCGAGACCUCAACACUAAUGGUGGAUCCAGCGAUAAGAGCGUCCAGAAGCAGCUUCAGUCAGAGUGCCAUGCCAAGGCCGGGUGAUUCAGACGCUAGUAAGGUUCUCAGUCGGGGCCCCGGCCUGAGCAAGGCCUUUGUGGGCCAGAGGAGCAGCUUCUCUGUGGACUGCAGUAAGGCUGGUAAGAACAUGCUCCUGGUGGGCGUGCACGGCCCUCAGGUCCCCUGUGAGGAGGUUCUGGUCAAACACUUGGGUAACCUGCAGUACAACGUGAGCUACGUGCUGAAGGAGCGGGGAAACUACAUCCUGGUGGUGAAGUGGGGCGAGGACCACAUCCCAGGCUCCCCUUUCCAUGUCACCGUCCCAUGAUGCACCAAGUAACCUGCUGACACUCCACCAACACCCACACCCACGCCAUUUUUUCAUACCUAUUUGAGCAGACAAAUUUGCAGCACUGCAGAAGACUAAUAAACAAAGUUGCUUUAUAAUGCUUUAUGUGCUUAUGUAGUUCUCAUUUCCAAUCAGAUGUUUCGACGACUUUCUGCCCUGAAACUGAAUAACCUAUCACAAUGUCCGUUGCCUGUUAAACUGCCCUUUCAAACGUUGGACUACAACAAAUUGAAGUCAUCUGUGAAUGUAUUUUCGGUAGUGAAUCAGAGGCCAAAUGUUGAAAGUGGUAGUUUAAAGAAUUUGCCUUAAGCUCCAGUUGUAAAGAAAGAUUUAAGCUGCUCGGGAAUAAUCAAUUGAUGAAUCUUGCACUUGACUUGACGAUGGUUUUAACACUUAAAUGCUGGAUUUUACAUGACAAGUUGAUGAGCAUGUCCUGACACAUAAUAUUCUGGAUUUGUAAAAGGUUUGGGCUGAGUGGAGAUAAACUUUUCAAGUGCUCACGCUCAGAAAAAUAACUGGAAUCACACAGCACUUUGUUUGAGGAGGAAACUAAAAAUAAGGGACGUUUUAAUCCUGGGAGGUUUAUCGGUUGAUUGUGGACCAGGAAGCACAGAGAGGAACUGAAUCUUCCAAAGGGGAACCAGCCAAAAAAUGACUAAAUCUGUGGUAGUGAAGUUAACUUAAAAUGACAAAGUGCUGUGAAAGAAACCUCUAAAUCAAGACAAUUCAAUGUUCUGUCUGUACGUUUGUUUCUUUUAAGUGUUGCUCGGUCAGACUUGCAUUGACUGGAGCGUCUAAAUGUACCUGACUACUGAUGUUUGUUGUUGAUUUUUUGCUCUGUCAGAAUCCCAUGCAUAACGUUGCCAAAAUAAAUCAGUGACUGUUAAAAAGCUGCCUUCACACUACUGGAUCCUGCACUGUACAAUAGACUACUCUUUUACGCAGUAGAGUUGUGGGUUCGUAGCUGUUCUGUUUUGUCCCUCCAGCUGUAUUUUCACACAAACACAUCUGACUUCUAACUUUGCGGCUCAGUUUUGAUCUGAUUUACGAGAUCCAGCUCUCUUGUUUGGAUGAAAUCAUGACAGAAAAUCCUCCUCCUUUUCUCUACCAGUAACUCUCUGCCUGUACGGUAACAUCAGAUCACUACAUCACUACAUUAAACAAAUAAAGCAUCAAAAGCAGAUCUGAGCUUAAAGAUGAGAAGUCAGGCUUUUGAUUUGUGUGUAAAUCCUGUCGAUGAAUCUGUCUGUGUGUCUCGAGAUGUUUCCUAAUCAUUGCUACUUUUGAUACUUAAGGGAUAAGAGGAUUUUUGUAUGGGGAAAAAAAGAACCUUUGGUUUUUUCUAUUAGGUAAUGGGUGUUGUAAUGUGAAACUAAAACAUGACAUGGUGUACAUUUGAUAAUUAAAAUCAACUGGAAUGAAGA
Notolabrus celidotus (New Zealand spotty) is the source of this 9465-nucleotide messenger RNA. It is a transcript of the gene flnba, whose product is annotated as filamin-B. NCBI's taxonomy places the organism in Eukaryota, Metazoa, Chordata, Actinopteri, Labriformes, Labridae. The record is from RefSeq and is a predicted model, not a curated record. Gene Ontology annotation, biological process: actin cytoskeleton organization. Gene Ontology annotation, molecular function: actin filament binding.